This is a messenger RNA of Nestor notabilis (Kea), 724 nucleotides long. RefSeq names its product DAB2 interacting protein (gene DAB2IP). The record is from RefSeq and is a predicted model, not a curated record. The transcript has 5 exons. Bases 4 to 645 code for a protein of 213 amino acids. Lineage: Eukaryota; Metazoa; Chordata; Aves; Psittaciformes; Psittacidae.
GAGAUGAAGCAGCGCACGAUGCACAAGCAGGCCCCUUCUCCUGUGAACCCCAAUGCCCUGGACCGCACUGCUGCUUGGCUUUUGAAUAUGAACAUGCAGUUUUUAGAAGAUGAAAGCAUUGACCCAGAUUCCAAGCACAGGGAUAAGCUCAGGAAUAAGGACGAGCUCAGCCAAGCAGAAAAGUACCAGCAGGACCUAGUGGUGCUGCAGGACAAGCUGCGCAUUUCCAACAAGAAGCUGGAGGAAUAUGAGACUCGCUUCAAAUGCCAGGAGGAGACAACGCAGAAGCUGAUGCUGGAAUACCAGGCCAGGCUGGAGGAGAGCGAGGAGAGGCUCCGGAGACAGCAGGAGGAUAAGGAGAUCCAGAUGAAGGGCAUCAUCAGCAGGCUGAUGUCAGUUGAGGAGGAGUUAAAGAAGGACCAUGCAGAAAUGCAGGCUGCUGUGGAUUCCAAGCAGAAGAUUAUCGAUGCACAGGAGAAACGCAUUGCUUCCCUGGAUGCUGCCAACGCACGGUUAAUGAGUGCCCUUACUCAGCUCAAAGAGAGGUACAGCAUGCAGACACGUAAUGGGAUCUCCCCCACAAACCCAACUAAAUUGCAGAUUACAGAGAAUGGCGAAUUCAGAAACAGCAGUAAUUGUUAUUAGUAAUUGUUACCCCGCGGAGGGAGCCGCAGGAGGAGGCCACAGAGACCGUGCAGCAGCAGGCGUGAGCUUCAGAGAACGG